Molecule: messenger RNA, 5104 nt
Organism: Symphalangus syndactylus (siamang)
Lineage: Eukaryota; Metazoa; Chordata; Mammalia; Primates; Hylobatidae
Gene: TRIM35
Product: tripartite motif containing 35
Molecular function (GO): zinc ion binding; protein binding
Source: RefSeq, a predicted model, not a curated record
CCCGGCCAGGGACCCGCCCGGACCUGAGGAGGCGGGAACUGCGGGCAUAAAGGCCCGCCCCACUCUCCCAGGAUUUCCCGUGCACACCGGAAGUGGGUGGGGCUCCUCCGGCCCUCCUCCCCCCUCCCCCCCGCACGAUUGGCCAGCGCCGCUGUCUCUCAGCGUUCUAGGGGAAGGGACUGGGCGAUUCCCAGCACUCGGGGCGCGGGCGCUGGCAGCCAGGCGGGUGGGAGGGGCCGGAGCAAAAGUUCCGGGCGCCUGAGCCCGCUGCUCGUGCCAUGGAGCGGAGUCCCGACGUGUCCCCCGGGCCUUCCCGCUCCUUCAAGGAGGAGUUGCUCUGCGCCGUCUGCUACGACCCCUUCCGCGACGCAGUGACUCUGCGCUGCGGCCACAACUUCUGUCGCGGGUGUGUGAGCCGCUGCUGGGAGGUGCAGGUGUCGCCCACCUGCCCGGUGUGCAAAGACCGCGCGUCGCCCGCCGACCUGCGCACCAACCACACCCUCAACAACCUGGUGGAGAAGCUGCUACGCGAGGAGGCCGAGGGCGCGCGCUGGACCAGCUACCGCUUCUCGCGCGUCUGCCGCCUGCACCGCGGCCAGCUCAGCCUCUUCUGCCUCGAGGACAAGGAGCUACUGUGCUGCUCCUGCCAGGCCGACCCCCGACACCAGGGGCACCGCGUGCAGCCGGUGAAGGACACUGCCCACGACUUUCGGGCCAAGUGCAGGAACAUGGAGCAUGCGCUGCGGGAGAAGGCCAAGGCCUUCUGGGCCAUGCGGCGCUCCUACGAGGCCAUCGCCAAGCACAAUCAGGUGGAGGCUGCAUGGCUGGAAGGCCGGAUCCGGCAGGAGUUUGAUAAGCUUCGCGAGUUCUUGAGAGUGGAGGAGCAGGCUAUUCUGGAUGCCAUGGCCGAGGAGACAAGGCAGAAGCAACUUCUGGCUGAUGAGAAGAUGAAGCAGCUCACAGAGGAGACGGAGGUGCUGGCACAUGAGAUCGAGCGGCUGCAGAUGGAGAUGAAGGAGGACGACGUUUCUUUUCUCAUGAAACACAAGAGCCGAAAACGCCGACUCUUCUGCACCAUGGAGCCAGAGCCAGUCCAGCCCGGCAUGCUUAUUGAUGUCUGCAAGUACCUGGGCUCCCUGCAGUACCGCGUCUGGAAGAAGAUGCUUGCAUCUGUGGAAUCUGUACCCUUCACCUUUGACCCCAACACCGCAGCCGGCUGGCUCUCCGUAUCUGACGACCUCACCAGCGUCACCAACCACGGCUACCGCGUGCAGGUGGAGAACCCGGAACGCUUCUCCUCGGCGCCCUGCCUACUGGGCUCCCGUGUCUUCUCGCAGGGCUCGCACGCCUGGGAGGUGGCCCUUGGGGGGCUGCAGAGCUGGCGGGUGGGCGUGGUACGUGUGCGCCAGGACUCGGGCGCUGAGGGCCACUCGCACAGCUGCUACCACGACACACGCUCGGGCUUCUGGUAUGUCUGCCGCACGCAGGGCGUGGAGGGGGACCACUGCGUGACCUCGGACCCAGCCACAUCGCCCCUGGUCCUGGCCGUCCCACGCCGCCUGCGUGUGGAGCUGGAGUGCGAGGAGGGCGAGCUGUCUUUCUAUGACGCGGAGCGCCACUGCCACCUGUACACCUUCCACGCCCGCUUUGGGGAGGCUCAAAGCAGCAGCUCCCUGGGAAGGCUCCUGUUCUCCAGUUUCUCCCACUUUUGCAUCCAUUCCACAUGCACCAUCGUUCAUGUUCCCGUCACCUGGAGGGACCCCAUUUCCAACCCGCUGCAGUGCAUUUCUCCAGGGCAAGCUCUCAGGGCACGUUGUCACUGCGCUCUGCCUUUAUACCCGGAGUCUUCUCAGUCCCGUCACACAUGGCUCCAGCCGGACCAGGCUCCUGUUACCUUGAAACAGGCCACCUGCCCUCUCCAGGGGCCCGUUGUCACUGGAAUGUCCUGACCUCGGUUGCUGUGGAUCUCCUGAUCACAUUGGCUCUGCUGCUUACGUGAUAUCUCCUAGGGCACACACGGCCUGUCUGAGCUUAUUUCCUCAUCUGUAGAUGUGGGGCUCCUCCCCACCUCCUGAAUGUCUGAGCAGCGUGAGCACCUCAGAAGCCGGAGUCUCAGAGCACGCAAGAGCCUCAGUAACCUCCAGGCUCCCAGUCACGUCCACGUCAGCCACCAGGUAUCAGUUGGUCAGAAUUAGGUGCACAGGGGCCAUUUCCUUUUUUGCUUCCUCUUGCUUGUGGGGGAUGAAAUUUCUCUCAACAGUAUUUGAUUGCUCAAUAUCACAAUAGUGGAAGUCUUUCAUGACCCUUGUGGUGAGUGAUGGGGCAGUGGCGGGAGUUUUCCCAGCUCCACAGUGACAUUCAAGACCCCUCCCUGGCUGACUCCUGCUACCACGGUCACCACUGUUUACAAAGACCCUGCCCAGCCUUCCUGGGUGCGGGGUCCCAUUGUUCCUCCUGCCUGCAGCGCCUGUUGCCCUCCCUUUAUUGUCCCUCCGUCCCCCUUCUCAGCUCGGAGGUACCUUUCCAGACGUGCCCAGGGCUCCCUGGGCUGCCACUGCAUGCCACCUGUUUUUCAGAAGAGCACCUUGCUGUCUUUUCUGCUUGGAGACCUGGGAGUGCAGGAAGCAUGUCAUUUCCUCUUUCAGGUCCCAAAUCUGUGGAUGUUGCUGGACCAUAAUAAAUGAUUGUUGAGGCCUGGUGCGGUGGCUCACGCCUGUAAUCCCAGCACUUUGGGAAGCCGAGGUGGGUAGAUCACCUGAGGUUGGGAGUUUGAGGCCAGCCUGACCAACAUGGUGAAACUCUAUCUCUACUAAAUACAAAGUUAGCUAUGCGUGGUGGCGCAUGCCUGUAAUCCCAGUUACUUGGGAGGCUGAGGAAGGAGAAUCGCUUGAACCCAGGAGGCGGAGGUUGCGGUGAGCUGAGAUUGUGCCAUUGCACUCCAGCCUGGGAAACAAGAGUGAAACUCCGUCUCAGAAAAAAUAAUAAUAAAAAUAAAAAAUAAAUAAAUGAUUGCCGAGUGCACGUAUGGUUAGAGACGUGCACUGCGGGGCAGGAAAGCUGCCUUUGAAAGUGCCACAGGCCAACUGGUAGCAUUUUGGUAAGGAGAAAGUGGCAUGAAGCCCACAGUCCAGAUUCUGGAUCCAGAUGCAAGCUCUGUGAUUUCUGGGCUGCCUGAAUCGUCUGACCCUCUGCUCCCUCACACAGAACGAAGAUGACAAUAUCUACCUCAGGCACUUGUGGGGAUUCGAUGAGGAAAACGAUGGUAAAAAUGCCAAAUAUUAUGUUCUAAACCUAGGAUAGGAUUAAUACACAUUGGUGAAUUCUUCAGAAAUGGGAGAUUCUGAAUGUAGAAAUUGUGAUUCCCAAUAAUGACAAAUCUCAAAGAAAAGUGAGAGAUUGAGAAAUAGAAGUUACCUGUUUUGGGAGUGCUCCGAUUUCUUCAGAUUUUUAACAAGAAUGUUCCAAAGAAAAGUGAGAGAUUGAGAAAUAGAAGUUACCUGUUUUGGGAGUCCUCCGAUUUAUUCAGAUUUUUAACAAGAAUGUUUGCAUAAAACUCAUGUUCGUGAAAAACUUUCAGUAGCAUGAGAAAAUGGUUAUGUUGUAAGAACCAAAAAAAUAGGAUUCAAAGCAGUAAGUACAGGCAUGCAAUGUACUCACAACAAGACAAGCAGGAGCCUGUCUUUAAUUUGUGUUGAUUGACUAGAUAAUCCGUUUACAUGGCUGUGAAUUCCAAAGGUACAAAAUGUACUAGAACAGUCUGUCUCCUUCUUCUGCCCACUCAGCAACCCCCCAGUAGGCAAUAUGUAUUACUAGUUUUUUUCAAUCUUCCCAGAGAUAUUUUAUGCAUAGCACAUAUCCUGUUGAUGGGUAUAUUCUGUUCACCCCAAUACAUUAUAAUUUAGAGCAGACAACUCUAGCUCUCAUCCCUAAGCAACCCAACCAAGAGGUGAAAACCCCAAAGAUGUUAUUAAAAUCCUUUUCUCUCAAAGGGGAGGUUUGUACUGAUGUUUUCAUGCAGUCUAUUCAGUGGAUAGAUUUUACUUUUUGUUCAUGUUUAAAUAUUUCACCUUAAGGUUUUAAAACAAAGAGAAAAAGCCAAGCAGAAACCUUAAACCUGAGACCUCAGUAUACAGGUCGCCCAGGCUGAAGUGCAGUGGUGUGAUCUCAGCUCACUGCAACCUCUGCCUCCUGGGUUCGAGCAAUUCUCCUGUCUCAGCCUCCUGAGUAGCUGGGAUGCAUGUGCCACCACACCUGGCUAAUUUUUGUAUUUUUAGUAGAGAUGGGGUUUCGCCAGGCUGAUCUCAAAUCCCUGACCUCAGGUGAUCUGCCCGCCUUGGCUUCCCAAAGUGGUGGGAUUACAGGCAUGAGCCACUGUGCCCGGCCUCAAUGUACAUUUUUAAAAUCUUAAUUCACUAGAACCCUUACAAAGGUUUCUAGCGGUUAAGAGGUUGGGAUACCAGAUUGGACAACCUGGACCUAAACCCUGACUCAACCACUGUGUGACCUUGGGGGAGUUACUUAACCUCUCUGUGCCUUAGUUUCAUCGUGAGGCAAAUGAAGAUAGAGUUCCUACCUCAUAGAGUGGAUAUGAGGUUAAAUGAGCAAGUGUGUGAAACACUUAAAAGAGGAUCUGGCACAGUUGAGAGUUUACUGUUGUCUUACCUGGCUCUGCUUUUUAAAUAGCUGCAGGAUUGAUAUAGCCAUUGAAGUAUUUUUCUGUCAACAGGGAAACUUGGGCAUUUGCAUGUGUUUUCCAGGUCAUUCCAAUUCUAGCAUCCUGUGAUUCAUAAUUUAUGUCACUAGCAAAAGCCUAUGGCUUGUGCACAGUAGGGAUUGCUGACUCAGGGUGCUGCUGCCGGCCAAUAUUCCAGAACCUGGGAUUGGGAGCAGAAACUUUUGUCUCAUGUUUUGACUUUAGCGAAAAAAAAAAGACUAAUGAGUCAUAAUAUUUUAGGCAUAAGAAAGGUUAUCCUGGAGAGGAGUGAGAUCUUUAAAAAAUGUUCAUAAAAUUAGUAAUUGAUUAUGCACAAUGAAAUCAUGUUAUGUUCCAGAGAUGACGUAUGUACUUGUAUGUAUGAGAUUAAAGAUGAUGACAAAUACUGAC